Messenger RNA from Schistocerca cancellata (South American locust), 3139 nucleotides. RefSeq lists its product as uncharacterized. Gene Ontology annotation, molecular function: ligand-gated sodium channel activity. The transcript has 12 exons. Gene Ontology annotation, cellular component: membrane. The record is from RefSeq and is a predicted model, not a curated record. NCBI's taxonomy places the organism in Eukaryota, Metazoa, Arthropoda, Insecta, Orthoptera, Acrididae. The coding region runs from base 1 to 2001 and encodes 666 amino acids. Gene Ontology annotation, biological process: sodium ion transmembrane transport.
AUGGGCACCCUUCGACAAGUAUGCCGGUGUGCACAGCGGCCGGUGCUGACGCGGCUGACGGCGGACCCCGCAGUGGCGCUGCCCUUCCCCGCGGUAACGGUGUGCAGCCUGAACCGUGCACGCUGCGACAGCAUGGCAGCCCUGUGGCACGAAGCCGUGCAGGCGCAGACUGCGGAAGCCGCCAACCUGCUGCGGCUGCUGCAGAUGGCACGCUGUCCGCAGGUCCUAGGAGGUCACCAACACUCGUACGAUAAUUCUGAAGCAUUUCCAUUGUUCUGUUCAUCCUUCACACAACAGGAAGAGGCAGACAGCGAGGAGAACGCCUUCAACCGUCGGAUGGACUUCCUAGCGGCCUAUCUGUCUUUCAGUAAAGAGCAGCGCGCACUCAUGGGGGACAGCUUCCAGCAGCUCGUCAUCUCAUGCCAAUUCAGUGGAACGUCCUGUCUCAGCGAGAGCCAGUACUUCGCUCGGAGCGUUCACUCAGGGUAUGGGAAUUGUUAUACUUUCACCACGAACAGGAAGACCGUCUUACCGGGAAAGGAAUACGGACUGUCGCUGCAGCUGUCACUAUCCCGCGAGCAGCAACUGCGUGCCACACUCAGCCCUGAGGUGGGAGCACGCCUGAUCAUUCACAGCCCACAGCUGGCGCCAAUGCCCGAUGAGGCUGGCCUCAACGUGCCGCCUGGCGUAGCCACUAGUGUCGCAUUGCAGCAGGUUGAGAUCAUCCGCAAGGAGCUGCCGUAUACGACAAAUUGUUCUUCCACUUGGGAGAGAACUUGGUAUGCAUCAUAUGUUGGAGAAACAUUCAAGUACUCACUUGAGAGACUGCAAUACUUACCAACAACAUCAUCAGUGGUACCUGUAUCAUCAUCACAGAAAGUAUCUCUAGGAGUGACUAAUGCAGAAUCAGAUACAGUAGCAGAAAAUGCAGCAGAAGUGCCUAAAGAAGCAAUACUAACAGAAGUAGAAUCAACAGCAGCGUCAGAAGAACCACACUCAGUAACAGCAGAAGUAACUCCUCCAGCAUUAGAACCAGCUCCUACAGCAGUAACACCAUCUCCCUCACCAGCAGUAGCAGCACAAACUACUUCACCAGCAAUAGCAGAAGAAACACCAUCAGCAACAGCAGAAGCAACUCCUCCAGCAGUAGAACCAGUUCCUAUAGCAGCAGCACCAUCUCCCACACCAGCAGUAGCAGAACCAACUCCUUUACCAGUAAUAACAGAAACAACUCCUCCACCAGCAGCAACUAAACCUACUUCACCAACAGCAGAAACAUUACCAGCUCCUCCUCCAUCACCUUCAAGAGUAGCGGAAAAGAAUAGACCAGUCACACGUUGUCGAAGAAUUUGCUUGCAAAUUGCAUUUGAAGAAAAAUGCCAAUGCACACAUCCCAAUUACAUGGAUCUUGACAGAGGCAAGCCACCAUGUAAUCUGACAUCUGAUAGUAGUGACUCCCAUUGUGCCUUCACCGUCCUUGAGGAAUUUGAGCAUAGGUUACGGGCCUGCAGUUGUAAUGUCGAUUGCAGGGAGGUAACCUAUCAGACAAGUAUUUCAACUGCCAUUUGGCCAACUGACAGCACAUGGUGUACAGUUGCUAAACGGUUCACCCUUGUGGGUAACUGUGAUAAUGUCACCGAAGGAAACCAUGGUGCUAAACUUCAUCCAGAAAAGCAAAUAAUAAAAGAUAAUGCACUAAAAAUUGAUGUAUAUUUUGAAAACCUCCGUGUUCAGCAAACAGUUCAGACAGCUGCUUAUGAGCCACAAGCAUUUGUUGCCUCUCUUGGAGGAGCUCUGAGUCUUUAUCUGGGAAUAUCACUGCUAAUGCUAGUUGAAGUUGUAGAAUUAAUUAUUAGAGUCAUCUCAGACCUUUACAAUCACUUCAGAAAGCAGACUCAGAUGCACCCGAAAACCAAAGGUCAUAAUCUGAACAGUGCAUUUGCUCAUAAAGGUAGGUCUGAAGUCCGCACUUCUCAGCUGAGACCAGCCUUUGUUUGGUGAUGAAGUUACCUGCUACAGAUACACACAGACUGCACCAAAAUAUAAGUGUACUAAUAUGUCUGCAAUACUGGACAGUUACAAUGUGCUCUAAAGCCUACACAGAAUUUGUCAGAAAUUUAUUCAUUAAAAUAUUAAUUAAAUGUCAUUGUGAUAAUUUUAUGUGUGUUGCAUUUGACAGUAGUAAAAAUAAAUAUCUGUAUAUGGAGCAAUAGAUCACAGCUAUAAACUUUCUAGAUUCACAAUACAGAAGAGUGUAAAUAGACAUAUUUCCUUUUUUGAAUUGUGAGAAUCAAAAUGGAGCAAUAAUCAGUAACAAAACUCAGAUGCUACAUGUGUCUUAUAUUCUAAGUGAUUUAUCCUUCCAUCUGCUAGGAAAAAAGACAUUUCAGAUAAAACCACAGUCAAGUACAUGUACAAGAAAUUUCUGCCUGCAACAGUCAUUAACAGAAAGACUUACCUAAUGAAUAAGAAAUGUGUGUGAUUAUAUUGUUUUAAGGCAUUCCUCAAAGAAACUGAAAGAAACAUUAGAUAAAACAAACUUUCUACAAUGAACUUUUGUAUACUAAUGUUGCCCUUUCUGGAUAAAUGUUGAAGAUCGGCUUUAACUUCUGUGUUUUGUAGUAUUUCAGUGCCCAUGAGUUAACUGUGGUCCACUCAACAUAUCUUAUAUUGAAACUUCCUGGCAGAUUAAAACUGUGUGCCUGACUGAGACUCAAACUUGGAACCUUUGCCUUUCGCGGGCAAGUGCUCUACCAUCUGAGCUACCCAAGCACGACUCGCAACCCAUCCACACAGCUUCAAUUCUGCCAGUACCUCAACCCCUAUCAUUCUGGAAACUUCUUAUAUUGUUUCCGUGUAAUGUGGAUUCAUCAACCAUACAUGAUUUUGCAUUCCACCAUGCUGCGACUUUUGUAAAAAAAAUAAUUCUUCCUUCAUGGUGUCACAGAGAAAUAAGUAAAACGUUUUGCUUCUAAGAGCAUUGUUAAUUACAUUUUCUGCAUAUGAAUGGUUAUUAAUGAGCAUUGUUAUGUCUCCUAAGUACAGCCAACUCUGUUAACCUCUCAUUACAGAUAGGAGCAACAAAUUACAAAAAUGGGAUGUAGUCUACUUGUCAACUUUCAUUUGCUAUUUCACAGAU